UGAGCUUUGAGCUACACCACAACACAUCCAUCUGAUAGACAUGACGCACUCCAAGCAUACCUCAUCAACUGUCCAAGCUCUUUACCAAGUCUUCGUCCUCCCAGCUCUCUCGAAACCAGCCGCACGGCAAGCCCUCCUCCACUACCCACGCCAUCAACCGUACUCUCGAUCACCCACCCAACAAUUCUCCACCUCCACCCGCCGUCUAGCAAAAACACGCGCCGCAGAAGAACGCUCCCAAAAAUGGAACGAAGAAAUCACCGCCAAAAUGAUCCAACUCAUCGACCCAGAAACGAAUAAACUCCUCGAACCCAUGACGCGUUUCGACGUGCUCAAAACCCUCGAUACCAAAACCCAUCGUCUCGUCCAACUCGUUCCCGACGAACCCAGGAAUCCAGAUUUCAUUCCCAAAUGUAAAAUCCUGAAUAAGAAAGACAUGUACGAAUCAGAAAAGAAAGCGAAAGAACUUGCGAAAGAGAAGAAGAGGGUACAGAAAGUUGUGAGUGGAGAAGGGUUAAAGACUUUGGAAAUUAAUUGGGCGAUUGAUCAGAAGAAUGAUUUGAUGCAUAGAUUGGAGAAAUUGAAAGGGUUUUUGGCGGAGGGGAGGAGAGUGGAGGUUGUUUGUGCGGCGAAGAAGAGGGGGAGGAAGGCGAGUAGGGAGGAGUGUGAGGGGGUGGUGGAGAAGAUUUUGGCGGCGGUGGAGAGUGUGGAGGGGGCGAGGCAGAGGGAGGAGAUGAAAGGGAAGUUGGGAGGAUUUUGUCAGUGGACUUUUCAGGGGAGGCCUUUGACGAAUGCGGCUGCGAAUGCGACUGCGACUGCGACUGGGGUUGGGAAAGAGGUGGGUGGCGGGAAUGGGAAGGGAGAGGAGGUUGCGGUGGAGGUUGAGAAGACUUGAAGUGAAUAUGAUGAGAGGAAUGGAAGAUGACAGAGGGAUCGACAGACUGGGGAGGGACAGUGCCUUGUGUGCAAGAUCGGUUUCGAUCAUUCGAACGAGUGCUGUCGCGAAGCAGGACACUCAGGGCAUGACUAGAUGUGUGGCUACCUGGGGUCGCUUCUGCGCUGUGCACCAGAAAGAAUGUCUGUUGCGUCAGACAGCCCAACGCCACAGCAUAGUGGACGGGAUUC
Molecule: messenger RNA, 1125 nt
Organism: Cercospora beticola
Lineage: Eukaryota; Fungi; Ascomycota; Dothideomycetes; Mycosphaerellales; Mycosphaerellaceae
Biological process (GO): mitochondrial translational initiation; ribosome disassembly
Cellular component (GO): mitochondrion
Molecular function (GO): translation initiation factor activity; ribosome binding
Source: RefSeq, a predicted model, not a curated record